UCAGUCCCCUCCUCUGACUGAAUUAAACAUUUCAACAUUGAACAGUAGCUUGGCACUCCGGGGAACGCGUGUUAGUAACAGGUUUAGAUUUUAUAUAGAAUAUAUAUACACACAUCAUUUUUUAAUUUUUUAAUUUUUUUUAAAAAGGAGAAAGAAUUUGGGCUGUUUGGUUCCGACCUCUACCCCCUCCCCCCUCCCCCCUGCUUCUCCCCUUUCUCCCGCGCUGUGAACACUUCCUCCCCCCGGGUCGAACCCCCUCAGUAAGCCGGGCUCGCUGCGUCUCCUGUCGGCUGCCGGCGCUCUCUCCCCCCACCCCACCCCCCCCUCCCCCCCACCCCACACUCUUCCUCCGUCUCUCUUUUAUCCCAAGCACUCAGGAUGCGGAGAAGCUCGUUUAGGGUAUUUGUGCAACCGCCCAGGACUCGUUUCCCUCGCCCGGAUCGUUGCUAGUUCGAGGCGAUUAUUCCACAAAGCGCUAACUUUCCUUCGAGCGACACAGGGACGAAAAUGAGUAGGAAAGGGUGCAACCUGGAACUGUUCCUGGUGCUACUGGGGCUGGAGCUUCACGUCUCGCUCUCCUGCCCCCGCCACUGCGUCUGCUACCCGUCGCCGAUGACCAUCACCUGCCAAUCGCACGGGUUCACCACCAUCCCGGAAGGAAUACCGGCCAACAGCGAGAGGAUAUUCCUGCAGAACAACAGGAUCACGCUCCUGCUGAGGAACAACUUCAGCCCAUCCACGGUCACCCUAUGGUUGUACUCGAAUAACAUCACCUUCAUCGACCCCGAGGCCUUCCAGGGCUUCGGCCUCUUGGAAGAGCUUGACCUCGGAGACAAUCGCUACCUGAGGUUCCUGGAUGCCGACACCUUCAGCGGCUUGGAGAAGCUGCACUCCUUGCACCUCUACCGCUGUGGCCUGACCUUCUUGCCCAAUGGGAUUUUCGAAGGACUCCACAACUUACAGUACCUUUAUCUCCAGGAUAACCACAUUGAGUAUCUUCAGGAUGACCUGUUCUUGGAGCUCGUGAACCUGACCCAGCUCUUCCUGCAUGGGAAUAAGUUGUUGAGUUUGUCCCAGAACACCUUCAGAGGGCUGGUGAACCUCGACCGCCUCUUGCUCCACCAGAACAGGCUUCAUUGGGUUAAUAAGCAGGCUUUCCAUGAUCUUCGGAGGCUGACCAUUUUGUAUUUGUUCAAUAACAGCCUGAGUUUACUGCCGGGCGAAUGUUUGGCGGAGCUUGGAUCGUUGCAGUAUCUCCGGCUGAACGGGAAUCCGUGGGAAUGUAGCUGCAAGGCUCGCUCUCUGUGGGAAUGGCUGCUACGGUUCAGAGGGUCGAGCUCCAGCGUGGUCUGCGACUCACCCAGGGAUGUACAGGGCAAGGACCUGAAGGUCCUCUCCGCCCAGCUCUUCAAGAACUGCACAGGCCACGACUCCCUCAACCAGAUCCGGACCAACCCCAAGCAGCACCCUCACCACUCGGGCAAGGACAGGCCGGGAGGGGGUCACCCCUCAAGGGGCAGCAACACCCUGGCCAAGGGGCAGAAUGGCACCGGGCAGCGCGACGAUUCGGCCAAGAACUACCUGGGGGAGGGGGCGCCCAAGGAGCCGGCCGGGGAGCACGCGGACGGGGUGUGGGGCAACGAUUACCUGCCCGACGCCAGCCAGAAGGAGCAGACCCACCGCCCCUACCCCACCCGGCACAAGUCGCGGAUUAAGUGCACCCGCCGCACCCGCUUGGAGCUACCUCCCGGCAUCCAGCAGCCCUCGGGGAGGGCACUGAGGCCAACCUCCGCCCCCGGCUGGCUCACCCUCCUCCUGGCUCUGGUCCUCGUCGUCCGCUGAGACCCCAACCCCCCCACCCCCCCGAGCCUGCUCCCCACCCCAUACCCCCCCACCACCCCUCCCCCCCCAGUCAAUGAGAAAGGCAAAGACAUUCUAACACUGCCAUCGACCCAUAGGGACCAACAACAAAAAAAUCAACAUUAAACGAAAAACAAACAAAAAAAUGUGACGUUUCUUUUUGAAAUUACAACGACUGCUACUGUGGGCUUGGGGAAAUCCGUGGAUUUGUUGGAUGGAGUUCUGUUUUGGAUGAGUGGGGGAAUCCUCAGGAUUAGACAGACGGCCGGCCGACCCGGGGUGCAAAUGAACAGGGGAGCACCCAAGUCUCAAUGGAUGCCACUCCAGCCGCUAGUGUUGUCGAGCCUGCUUGGGAACGUUGUAUCUCCAUCAAGUGACGGCCCAACCUCCCUCCUUACUCCUUCCCGCCUGUGCUCCGUCGACAUUCCCUGCUGAGUCGGCCAGCGUUCCCGGGGGAAAAGGAUUCUAACUCCCGGUCGGCGAGCGGCGGGGACCGUGGUGACGGUGGCAUCCGACUCCGCAAACCCCAGCGACGAGAUACAAGUGGUGUCGCCGACCUCCGACCUCCCAGUGAGGUUACAUUGCUCCCUGCUGAAUAAUAUGCAUAGUAUAAUCGCUAAGGAUGAUCAUCAGAACUUGAUUCAUCCAGGUACCAAAAACUGGAGGCCAGAUAAUUGUAUGAAAAAAAAUUCCCAAUGGAAUAUUUUUUUUAAGUGUCAACCGAUCAUUUGCUCAAUGCACAGCCCUUAUAUAAUUGAGAUAUAUUAAUUUCUGGAAGUAUAUGUUUACAGAUUAUAUUGUCACCCUGUUACAGUUUAUGCUAAGGUAUUUCUUUCUGUGUUGGAGAAUUAGUGGAUGGUUUUUACACGAGUUCCGGAUUGGGAUGCAAGAGUCUACCCUGCUCUGCUCUGACUGGCAGCACCCCCUGCUCUGUCUCUUGCUUGGGGUUAUUAUGGCCACUGCCAGGAGCCAACACUGAACGGCGCGACCUUCAAAGCUGCCGAACAUGAGCCGCAAAGUGGGCUAGGCUGGGUUACAAUGGGCCAAAUGGUCUUGGAGUGCCGCACACAUCCACGAUCUCAAGGAAACAACCUUCGUGCUCUGGAUGUGUCUCGAUUGGACGAGGAAACUAAAUCUUCUCUACUUGAGUUAUUUUUUCUGUAUUAAAUAUUAAAUUUGUUGUACCUGAA
Molecule: messenger RNA, 3050 nt
Organism: Amblyraja radiata (thorny skate)
Lineage: Eukaryota; Metazoa; Chordata; Chondrichthyes; Rajiformes; Rajidae
Product: reticulon-4 receptor-like 1
Exons: 2
Coding region: 508-1842 (444 amino acids)
Cellular component (GO): plasma membrane
Molecular function (GO): protein binding
Source: RefSeq, a predicted model, not a curated record